Messenger RNA from Coregonus clupeaformis (lake whitefish), 1335 nucleotides. Its product is annotated as tuberoinfundibular peptide of 39 residues-like. Bases 459 to 947 code for a protein of 162 amino acids. The transcript is spliced from 3 exons. Gene Ontology annotation, cellular component: extracellular region. Lineage: Eukaryota; Metazoa; Chordata; Actinopteri; Salmoniformes; Salmonidae. The record is from RefSeq and is a predicted model, not a curated record. Gene Ontology annotation, biological process: neuropeptide signaling pathway.
UUGUCUGUGAUGUUUCAGGUCUGUUUUAAAGGAGACAAUGAGAUGUGGCCUUUUAUCUCAUACCAUCUACCAUCCCUACCUCCAUACAUCAUCCCUACCCCCCCGUCAGAAGCAGAGAUAUAUAAGCAGGCAAACUCUGACUCCCUUUAUUGUGGGCUGUACAUACCCCUGGGCACACACACUCACACUUGAGAGUACCUCUCAACUAUACACACAAACAGUAAGAGUACCACUCAGAGAGGUUCACCUGUGGUACGUUACCUGAGUCUGAGCUAGAGCCCAGGGGCAGGAGACUCAGGUCACCACUGGAAGAACAUUCAAACAUUCUUCAACACACUGUAUGGCAGAAGAGCUAACCAGCCUGAAGUCAGAAAAAAGCUGAAGACUUCAUUCCUGACCACAACGUACUGGAGACAAGGCGCUGCUCAUCAACAAAAGCCAGUCGUGUGGGUUUAAGGAUGGCUGGUUUGGCUCCUCCCCCUGCCUCACGCCCCGCCCUCCUGCUGUUCACCCUUAUGGCCAUGACCCUGGUGACCUCCAGCUACCCACAGCCACGCCUCCGACCCAUACACAGAGGCUCUUCUCCAAGUGAUCCAGGAGACUCCAACAAGAGGGAGGAGUGGGAGGUCCUCUACCCUUCCAUCUCGCUCCGUGAUUGGAGCAUGCAGAUGAUGUCAGCCCCAGACUUUGGUGAGGCCAAGAGCAAGGCAGAGCUCCUGGGGGAGCAGUGGCUCCCAGUGGUGGGCCUGUGGCAGAUGGACGAGGAUAUGGCCAAGGACUGGCUGGGCGACUGGGCUCCGCAGGGCUCCAACAAUGAGGAGAAGAGGAACAUCGUGGUGGCGGAUGAUGCAGCUUUCAGAGAGAAGAGUAAGCUGCUCACAGCUAUGGAGAGACAGAAGUGGCUCAACUCCUACAUGCAGAAACUGUUGGUCGUCAACUCCCAGUAGUAAGAUGACUGCCAAGCCUACAUAAAAAUAACGGAACCUGAUUUAAAUAAAAUGUUAAUAACAUACCCUGAUUUUAAAAAAAUAUGUAUAACAUACUAAAUACAAUUUGGAAACAAUUAUUCAGAAUUUAAAAGUCAAUCAAUAUUUUUAUCAGACCUUUGUGUGACGUUUGAUGAAGAAUUAACUAUGAAUAUAAAUGAUUUACAUGCCUAUGUAUAUAUGAUUGUUUUGAUCCAGUUGAAUUAUUGAUUGAGGUAAUAAAUACAUUGAGAUACUUCCACUGAGAUGGCACCGUUGGGGGGUACUGUUGUACUACUGAGGGUCUACCAUUGGACUGUUCAUACAUUGUUAUUAUUAAUGAGUGUGAAAUAAAGCAAAUAAGUGAUAA